AUUUGGUUAUGUUGUGUAGUGUAUCGUAACCUCAAAACGGUGUUAAUUCUGAGUAAUUGUAAAUUAAAGAAAGAUUAACGAUGUCUUCGUUAAUUUCUGCGGAAUUAGCAGCAACUUGUAGUGCUUUGGGUUAUUUCGAUCAAAAAACCAAUAAAUAUUAUGCUGAUGGAAAUACAUUGGAAACAACCAAAGAUUUAAUACGUUAUUUACGAAGAGAUGAUGAUUCCUUCGAUAUAAGAAGACAAUUAGGUGAAACGAAAGUACUUCAAACCGAUUUAUUACCGUUAAUAAAGUUUCAUGCGGAAGAAAUCGAAUUAUUUGAUGUUAUUCUUAGAUUAUUAGUUAAUUUAACAACACCGGCUUUAAUGUUAUGGCAAGAAGAGGUUCCCAUUGAACUUACACAAAGAAAUCAUUACCUUCAAAUUGAGGAUCAUUUGCAUAAUUAUAAACAAUCAUUCGCCGAUAUUGAAGUAUGGGCCGUUUUAAGUAAAAGGAUGAGUAAAAUACUUGAAGUGGAUUUCUCAGAACGCGGCGAUGAAAACAGUUUAAUAAUCGAGCGAAUUUUGAUUCUCGUAAGAAACGUUUUGUACGUUCCUUCAAAUCCAGACGCGGAGAGAAGACCGGAUAACGAUGCGAGUAUUCACGACCAGGUGUUAUGGGCAUUGCACCAGUCCGCUAUGCUAGAUAUAAUUCUGUACAUAAGCAGUUCAAUUACUGAGCAGGCAUACUACAUGCACAUCCUAGAAAUUCUGUCGUUCAUGCUCCGGGAACAGUCUGCGUCGGAAUUGGCCAGCGCUGCUCUCCAACGAAGUCAGACCGAGAAAUUACGUGACCAGGCCGAGUUAGUUGCAAUCAGGCAAAGGGAAAACGUACAAAAACAACAAAAAUCGAGAGUUCUUACCGGUACUAGACAUUCUCGUUUUGGUGGAACUUACGUCGUCGAAUCAAUGAAAAGCAUAAGCGAUAACUCAUUAAUUUAUCAUAAACCUCUAAGUCGAUUGGAUGAUUUAAAUUUCGAUGCGGAUAAACAAAAAGCGAAAACUCCAAGAAAUCGAGUACCACUUCAAAGUGUUUCAACGGAAAGGCGAUCAGCGUUUAGUAUAAGAUUGUUUUUAAAAGAGUUUUGCGUUGAAUUCUUAAACGCUUCUUAUAACACGUUAAUGCACGAAGCAAAAAGGGCUUUGCUACGUCAAAAAGCUCAAAAACACGACGAAAGUUUUUAUCUUUGGGCGAUGCGAUUCUUUAUGGAGUUCAAUAGACAUUAUAAAAAGUUUCAAAUGAAAUUGGUCAGCGAGACCAUGUCCGUACAAAGUUUUCAUUUUGUUCAGCAACAAUCCGAAACUUAUUUCGAUAUGAUUCAAACAGAUAAGAAAAAAAUUAAAUUGUGGUCGAGAAGAUUACAUUUAUCGUUGUUGGCGUACAGGGAAUUACUUAUGACUCUUUGUUUUAUGGAUAAAUCCGAAGAUGAAGGCGUGAGGCGAUCGUCACAAGUAAUUAAAAGCAAUAUUUUUUAUGUUUUGGAAUAUCGAGAACUUAUUUUAACCCUUCUUUUAACCUAUGAUGAGUUAAAAAUGUCUGAUGCUUAUUUAAACGAUCUCAUGGAAACCCAACACGUCUUUUUUAAAAUGCUUCAGAAUUAUUGCACCAGCGGUGAUUUAGUUGUUCAAACUAAAGGAAAAAAUAAAAGAAAGGGGAAUAAAAAAUCCAAAUCAAAAUCGGCUAUGUCAGAGGGGAAUCUUCCGGUUAAACCAGACUUGAACGCAUUAUGGGAUGAAGCUUCGCCGCAGCUUUCCGUGGUCCUGGAGGGUGGUCUAGGUAUCCCCAAGGACAUCGUUCCUUUUGACGCCGCCUCCGACGCGCCUAUUGACGAGCAAAAAUCGGAAACAAUCAAGAAUAUACAGAGGAAAUUGAAGGAUGGGGAAUUUGAGGAAGCCGUCGGGUUAUUGAGAGCUGCAAGAGAGGUGUGGCCUGAAAACGAUAGCUUCGGGAGUAAUAAUAUGGCACCGGAGGAGGAGUUUUUGGCCCUUAAGGAUGUCUUCUUCGCAGAUCUCGGUGUUGCUGAAACCGAACAAACUGAAACGACCGCUCAUCCAGAAGACGAUGAAAACGACGAAGACGACGAAGAAGAAGAGGUCGAACGAAGUAUGCAAAUAUCCGAAGGCGAUUUUAAGUUUGAGGACUUCGCCAAGAGAUUGGCGCAUCCGAAGAUUUUAAGAGCUUGUGGUUUGGCUUUAAAAAAAUUUGAGAAAAAUUCAACUCUAACCAAUCAUUGCGUUAUUAAAUUAAUGCAUCGAAUCGCUUGGGAUUGUAAAAUGCCCGGCAUGGUUUUCCAAGCUUCCAUAUUUAGAACAUUUCAAAAAAUUUAUAACUUAAAAGACGUAAAAGCGUACAAAGAAUUAGCCAAGUUUGCCGAUUAUAUAAUUCGAGAGUUUAUCAAAGUCGCCAAAAUAAAUAGUAAAGUUUAUAUUGAAGCGUUAUUUUGGAAAAACAGCAAAGAUGCUUAUGAUAUAGAAAAUGGUUAUGGAGCAACUAAAGAACACUCUCAAGCAUCAGCCAAAGCUUGGUCUGAACUGGAAGAAGAGGAAUUACGGCGGUUAUUCAUAGAACAUCGAGAGAAAGAAAUUGAUGAGGACCCGGUUGAUUGGAUCGUGGGCAAUUUGAUCGAUAAUACCCGAACAAGAAGGGGCGUCUUGAAGAAGUUAAAGGAAAUGUACCUAUUGACUGACUAUAAGGGGCCUCGCAAGUCGGGAAUUAGCGCGGGUAAAGCGCGUAUUCCCAAACAAUGGUCAGAAGAGGAAGAGAUCCAACUUAGAGAACUUUUCCAAGAAUUUAAGGAUACCAAUGACCCCGUGGAUUCUAUUGUGGAAGGAUUGGAUGUUAAAAGAUCGAAACCUAAGGUUAUUGAGAAGAUUUUGGAAUUGGGGUUGGUUCAAGAUAGAAAAGAAUUGAGGAAAAAACGGAAAGGGAAGAAAUCGGGAUUUAAAAGUGGGAAAGGUCUCUCCGAAACGGAAAUCUCGGAUGGCGAUGAAGAAAGAGACGUCGAUAGUGAUUCAGAUCGCGUAGACGCCGUUGUCAAAAGGUCCGUUAAGAAACCCCUAAAGACGAAACGGAGAGCGAAAACUUCUAACCAACCUUCAGCACCUCCAGUUUCGUACAACCACGUACUGAAACUCGUCGCGGACGUUGAAAGCUCAGGAAUGUCGGAUGCUGUCCAAUGGUUACGUGAAAGUUUUGAGGAUGUCGCUGAAGACGUCGAAGAUGAUAAUUUAGAUGAUGACGAUAUAGGUAUCCCUAUAGUCCCUAUUUUAGAUUGCGCAAUUUCCGCGAUGGAAAAUCUAAAAUUUUUGGAGUUAUUAAAAGGAUUUGGAGUUAAAGAACCAUUUGAUGAACAAGAACAAUUUUGGCGAAUUCCAAGCCAAUUAAAUGAAAACAUUCGAAAGUUUUUAAAUAACGAGGAAAUAAAUGAAUCAACUAACAUAAAGAAUAAAAGUAAUGAUGAUGAUGAUAAUGAAAUAAUUGUUGUAAAUAAAAAGGAAGAUAUUCAUGAAAAAAUAAGACAAAUAUUCGAUAGUGAUAACAGCGAUGUUGAAAAUAAUGAUGAAAUUAAUAAGGAAAUAACCCAUAAGAGGCCAAGAAUUUUUUCAUCCGACUCUGACUCUGAUAUUCCGAAAAAGAAAAAGACUCGAGUUUUGGAGAGCGACGAGGAUAGUGAAUAAAAAGCGCCAUUAUUCUUACAAAGCUCGCGAACGCUAUUAACUCUAACUCCUAUGGCAAAACGUCGAGUCAUAAAACAUCUUAUAUGGUCCUAUUUAUAAUGCGUUAGUUUUGGUGUGAGACAUUUUGUUGCCUAAUUUAAAGUAAGAUUUUUUUUAUUUAUAUUGUUACUAUUUUCUUACGUUGUUGAAAUAAGCCAAUAGAUUUUGUGUUAAGA
Messenger RNA from Onthophagus taurus, 3931 nucleotides. It is a transcript of the gene timeout, whose product is annotated as circadian regulator timeout. Gene Ontology annotation, biological process: DNA replication checkpoint signaling; entrainment of circadian clock; replication fork arrest. Gene Ontology annotation, molecular function: DNA binding. NCBI's taxonomy places the organism in Eukaryota, Metazoa, Arthropoda, Insecta, Coleoptera, Scarabaeidae. Gene Ontology annotation, cellular component: replication fork protection complex. The record is from RefSeq and is a predicted model, not a curated record.